AUGACUGGUUUCAAGCAAAUCCCAUUGGCAUGGCAUCUUCCACCAGAUGGAGUUUAGUGUCUGCCACAGUGGCCAAUGGUCCAGCAGGUCUGGUAUGGGCCAGUCAACCAAAUGGAGAACUGUUUUGUUUCACCCUGGAUUCCCGUCAGUUUAGCUGUGUGAGCGUUCCUAUGGGCUGUUUGUUCACAUGCCUGAGUACCACCACUGAUGCAGUGUGGGGUUUGACUGCAGGGGGAACAGUGUACAUACGGUCUGGAAUAGGACCACACUGUCCACAGGGGGCUAGUUGGGUCCAGCUAGACCUUGACCAGCUAGGUGAUUCCAAACUAGUUAGUGUGUCGUGUGGCACAGAAAAUGUGUGGGCAGUGGACGAUAAGGGCGCUGUAUUCUUAAGGAUCGGGACAAAAGCACCAUCGUCUCAUUAUCUCAACCCAGCUUGGGUCCAAGUUGAUGGGCUAGCAACUGCUGGUGCCAUAUUUACCCAAGUGGCAACAGGACCAGAAGACUGGAUGGUAUGGGCCAUUGAUAAUAAGAAGUGUGUAUAUGUAAGGGCUGCUGUAACAUAUGAAAUGCCCAUUGGUACUCACUGGAUCCCAGUGGCAGGUACCCAGGCUCAGCAGUUGAGUGUGAGCAGCACCACUGUCUGGGCACUGAACCCACAGAGAGAGAUUCUCUGUAGAUAUGGCAUCAGCAAGCAAAACCCAGUGGGUGAUUACUGGAAAAAAAUACCCGGAAAUUACCAGAAUAUUUCAGCUUCUGCCAAUAACCAGUUGUGGGGUAUAACAAAAGAUGGUGGACUCUUUGAACAUAAAAGCAAGUAUCUGAAAAGGAGGGAAUUUGUUGAGGAAAGCCUUUCAAAAAUUGGUAGAAGCACGAGUGCUAACAGUGAUGGUGAUUGGGAACUAUUGUAAAACAAGGCAUUUUUCAUACCAUGCAUUUAUUUGUAAUACCCAGUAGAUGUAGAUUAAAUACCGGGGUAUGUUGAUAAUGUUUGAUAUUGUUGCAUUGCAACUUUGGCAUUGAUUUAUGGAAAUACACAAAUUUUAAGGAAAAUUCUGAAAAUUCUAAGUUGGAAGAUUAAUCAAAAAGAAAAUUAUGCAAAGGUAUUCUUUAGAACUUGGUGUACUCUUAGCUCUUUACAGUUAAAACAUUACUAAGUAUAUAUGCUGACAUUCUUUUUUUUUCCAUCGACAAUUGUUCAGAAAAAAAUGGAAAAUGCUUCAUGAUAUUCACUUAUGGGUUCAGUUCAGCAAAAUGUGAUAAUUUGUGGCCUCGCCAUGAUCACUCUAGUAU
This is a messenger RNA of Lingula anatina, 1293 nucleotides long. RefSeq names its product tectonin beta-propeller repeat-containing protein 2-like. Gene Ontology annotation, molecular function: protein binding. Lineage: Eukaryota; Metazoa; Brachiopoda; Lingulata; Lingulida; Lingulidae. The record is from RefSeq and is a predicted model, not a curated record.